GAGUUUCCCUGUGAGCCAGCACUUGUUGAAAGAGUCUGUUCAGAGAGAGUUGGACCAGAGCAUAGCAGCGUUUUACACCUGGUGAGAGAGUAGAAUAAGUUCAGACGCAUUAUCGACUCAUCACUCAUGUAGGCUACUGUGAGGAUUUACUGUUUCUGGUCAUUUUGAAGGCAUCUUUGUGGGUCCACAGGGUAAAAAACCUCAACCGACUUUCAGAGAGGUGAAAUAUCCACGUCCACAAUGCCUUGUGAUGGUUCCCCGCCGCUGUUGCUCCUUCUCCUGUUCCUAUCUGUGUUUGGGGCGUCCCACGCCUGCCUGCAGGACCCGGCUUCAGCCUACAGAUUCACUGGAGCUGUAUGUCGCCUCACCUACCCUGCAGCAGUUGUGUUGAAUGAGAAAACCACUAAAGUGAUUGAGGCAGCGUUCCAGCAUGCCAGAUACCCAGAUGUAAGGGGAGAGAAAUCCCUGCUCUUUAUAGGCAAAGUCAUAUAUGGUCUGGAAAAUUUGGAGAUCCACAACUUGUCGAUUGGCCGGAGUGAAUUUGAACUGCGUCCAGGUGAAGGCAUCGGCAUGAAAAUAAGCAAUGUGUCAGCAGUCUUCAGAGGGACCAUCCAGUAUGGAUACGGUGGCUGGCUUGUCAACGUAACACAUUCAAUUGACUUUGAAAUUGAGUCUCAGAUUGAUCUUGGAAUCAACCCCAAACUUUACUGUGGAGGAGGGAAGGUGGCAGCGGACACAUCAGACUGUUAUCUGAAUUUUCACAAGCUCCAUCUGCAACUGCAGGGAGACAAAGAACCGAACUGGCUUAAAAAGCUUGUCACCAACUUCAUCACCUUCACCGUCAGAGUAGCCAUAAAGGGACAGAUUUGUAAGGAGAUCAACAAGGUGGCAAAUAUACUGGCUGACUUCAUACAAGACACAGCAGAGCAUUUCCUCACUGAUGGAAACAUCAGUGUGGAUAUCGGUGUUACUGCUUCUCCUGCCAUCACUGCUAACUACAUAGAAUCAUAUCACAAGGGGCUGACCAAGUACAACAACACUUCCGCUGUCAUCAGUGACUCUGUUUUCCACCCCAGUCAGCUGACUGAAAACAGGAUGCUCUACUUUUGGUUGUCAGACCAGGUCUUUAACCCCAUGCUUGCUGCUGCCCACCAAGAUGGCCGUUUCCAACUCAACAUUUCUGGAGCAGAGCUCACUGAACUUUUCAAGACAAGUCUCUCCACUGCCAUGCCGGAAUUUAUUAGAAAGUGUCUGCUGGAAUCUGGUUCCCCUGAACUAAGAGUGUGGAGUUCAUCAGUUCCCCACCUGAACACCUCCACCAUUGGUACGACCGUCUGGGUCAUGGCCUCUGGGCAGCUUCACUGUGGGAGUCCAGACACACCGACACUCUUCUUUGAAACGGAUGUGGCCAUGGAGGUCACAGUUUCCUAUGCUGACAAGAAACUCUUCCUGCACGGUAACCCGACAGAGACCAUUGUAGUCAAAGCUGAGCUGCCUUUACAGAAUCAACCGCUGCUGGAUCAGACACAGGUGGAGUUCAUAAGAGAAGCCGUGGAGAAGAUUGGCAUUCCCAAGGUUCUGUCUGCUCUUGAGAUCGAGAUCACCAGGCUGUUGGACAAACAGGGAGUUAACCUAUUCGACAUCUUUAACCCAGUGGUGCUUCCUCGAGAUGGCUUUGUGGUGAUUGAGAUGGAUUUUGGUUUCCCCCAUCACCUCCUGGUUGAGUUCCUCAGGAAGACACUGCAGUAACUGGCCAACCCUGACACAUUUUGGGCCAGAUUUGCUCGUGACUUGCCUAAAAGUGUUGCUCAAGUACAAAAUGUACCUUUAUAGUGAUUAUCAACAUGAGUAAGCCGUACAAAACAUGCCUCUGUUGCAUUGUUGUAGCACAUUUUUAUGUAUUUUGAUUUGUUGUGCACUAGCUCAACUCUUUCCUUAAAAUCUAGAUAAAGCUGCGGACAAGCUUGUCACUGACUGUGAUGAAUGCAUGACACCAUGUUUGGAGACAGAUAAUACAUUUGAAAGGGCUUUACAUUGAAAUGGUUAAAUGUUUAACUCCCACUCUUCAUUUAGUUUGCUUCCUAAAUGUAAAGAUUUUUGUAUUUAUACAUUUGCUUAAUGAACAGAUCACCUGUCUUUGUGGGGGUUUGGAGAGGGUAUAAUGAGUAAUCACUUAAAUAAAGAACUAAGAGGCGUUUGGAGAAAGAAGCAAA
This is a messenger RNA of Dicentrarchus labrax (European seabass), 2213 nucleotides long. RefSeq names its product cholesteryl ester transfer protein, plasma (gene cetp). The coding region runs from base 241 to 1749 and encodes 502 amino acids. The transcript has 18 exons. Gene Ontology annotation, cellular component: high-density lipoprotein particle. NCBI's taxonomy places the organism in Eukaryota, Metazoa, Chordata, Actinopteri, Moronidae. Gene Ontology annotation, biological process: cholesterol homeostasis; reverse cholesterol transport; phosphatidylcholine metabolic process. The record is from RefSeq and is a predicted model, not a curated record. Gene Ontology annotation, molecular function: cholesterol binding; cholesterol transfer activity; triglyceride binding.